Molecule: messenger RNA, 1473 nt
Organism: Striga asiatica
Lineage: Eukaryota; Viridiplantae; Streptophyta; Magnoliopsida; Lamiales; Orobanchaceae
Source: the annotation of a GenBank genome assembly
AUGGUUGCCUGCUUUCGUUAUGCUUCAAUUGAUCUUCAUUCAGUCUAUUUGCCUCCUCCAAAACUUGAUUUCAACUAUGAAAGACAAGCUUGGAUAGAAAAAGAACUAAAUGAGGUUUCUGGCUGGUCUAGACUUUUGUUCUCUGAAGUACAUAAUGCCCUUCGUCUUCUGGUGGAAAGAAAAUCUGAUUCAGAUUUACUUACUAAUAGCGUUAAAGUUCCUGAAUCGAGACGCCAUCUAGCAGAUCUGCAGGGGAUUUUGCAGAAAGAGAAGUCGGAAUUCGAGGAAUCGCUCUGGAAAAUCGCGAACAAGGACCCUGGAAAAGCCCAACUGACCAAAUUUAUUCGCAAACCCAUUUCUGAUCUCGAGAAUUCUUCUCAUGUAACUUCCCUAGUAAAAACGAAUGAAACACAAAAUAGUUCUUGUGCUUUGGUUGUGGACAUAAAACCCGACAAAAGCCCUGAAUCUCAUUCCGAGUUACAUACUCAAAGAACUGAGUCCCUUUUUAACUCCGAUCCUGGGGAUGAAAGUUCACUCCCGAUUUCUCUUGGAAACAAUGUCAAAAGUGAAUGUGAUCGUGAAAGUUCUAACCCACACCCUACCCACCGCAGAGUCCUAUCCGAAGGACAGGCCCCGAUGUGUUUGUCAGAUACUUUAGAUGCGGCAUGGACGGGUGAAAAUCACCUAUAUGCUGGACCUAUUAAGUACAGUAGCAGUAAUAAUAAUUUAUCUGAAUUAAUCGAGGCUGAUAAUUUACCCGUGCCCGAAAAAAAGCUAGAUGUGGAAAACCAAAAGGAGGAUCUAAGCACGUCCGCCAAGGUUUCUCGUUCACCCUCGUUUUUGUCCUCAAAGGGUUUCGAGAGCAUGGAGGAAGCAGUGGGCUGGCUGGGCAUGUCAUUCAUGAGCUUCUACCGCUCCUUAAACAAAAAUUUCCUGGGGACUACCAAAAAACCGGACACACUCAGUGGGCCCCCCUUGCUCCUUCCCAUUGGGCUCAACGACACUGUCAUCCCAAUAUACGACGACGAGCCCACGAGCAUCAUAUCAUAUGGCCUCCUCUCGCCCGAGUACCUCGUCCAGCUCCUGGACGAGCCCGAUAAGCCAAAGGACAUGGCUGACUCGAUUUUCUACAUGCAAUCCCUCGACGCUGUGAACUUUCAGUCCUUUCAUUCUUUGUAUGAGACAUUGUUGGACUCGUACAAGAGUUUUGGUUCGGGGGAUAAAAUUACCGGGCUGCCCUUGUCGACCUCGUCCCGUAGCAACCUAGAAGGGUUUCUUUCUUUUGAUAUCUACCAUCCGUCGUCGUCAGUCCGCCGGCCGCUAUCAGUCCGCGCCUCCCGCCCGUAUUUCGUCGUGAGGUCUGAGGCUUUCAGCAACCGCCCGCCGAUGGGAUCCAGCAUCAUCUUCAGUACGCUGCCUCGGAGGGCCGUCUUGCCGCCGCCUGGAAGAUACGCCAUUCUCCGAUUCAGAUGA